GACGGUUAGACUGCAAAGGGCCCGUAAUGCGGAACAUCCGUGCUGGUCCAGGGGGACUUCACAUUUCCAGCAAGAUUGAACGUAGAGAAGGGUGAUGGAAACGCUCGACAAUCUCCAUCUCACAAGAGUCCCGGCAGGCAGCAGGCGAAUCGGUGGCAUGCCUCCUCAUGUCAGGGCUUUCCUGAUCCAUCAUCCCCACAUGCUGCAAAACCAGGGCCUAUUGAAACUUGCAUGGGAAAGACUCCUGCACACGAGGCAAUACCGCACUUGGGCCAUGAAAUGGUCCAUGGCUGAAUACGUAAUUAAAGCCCAUUAUUUAGAAACGAGCAAACUGCCUUCGGCAUUGACUCUGCAUCUUCUGGCAAGAGGAAAUCAACGGCAAAUGGUAGAACAAUGGGAGACAAGGUCCAGCGGCCAACUUAGAUCAAUGCUUCGUCACAUUUCUUUCAUCCAUUCUGUGGUCCGAGGGGCAGGAGGGGUAAGCGCGCGGAAUUCUAAAUGAUACCAUUAAGAAAGAAGCACUGAAUCACAGUAACCUCUGAAACAAAGCACAUGCAAUUUUAAGUAUAAGAAUGGUACAACAGUGAGUGUUUUAUAUCUUUGGAGUUUUUCUCUUAUACUGAAGAGUUUUCAAUCUAAUUAAUUCGACGUAAAAGUGUUUUUAGAAACAAUGCGAUGGUAUUUUCGACGUAAAAUUGUGUACAAGACUACUUUUAUACACCUAGAAAACAUUAAGAUAGACAUUCUAGGUGUUUAAGAACAAUGUGAAUGGUAUUUUAAAUUGCAGCGUAUUGUGUCGAUAACACAGAAUUGGCCCUGAAAGGAAAUAAAAUUAAAAGUGAA
Zootermopsis nevadensis is the source of this 843-nucleotide messenger RNA. NCBI's taxonomy places the organism in Eukaryota, Metazoa, Arthropoda, Insecta, Blattodea, Termopsidae. The record is from RefSeq and is a predicted model, not a curated record.